CAAUCAGCGUAAACUUGGACAAAUUUUAAAAACUCACCCGCCAUGAUUGUUAUGUUUCUGCACUGAGUGUGUACGUUGCGCUGUCAGGUUUUAGUAAGUAGACAAAAAAGAAAAGAAAAAUAUUGUACCUCUUUGGAAAAAGAAAAAAGAUACCUGAUUAUGGAGUCACGAUUUGCUCACCUGCGGCAGCGGGACACCAGUGUGUCGAUGCUUAGGGUAAAAAUGUCUCGGAGAAGGUCGCAUUCCCAGAAGGAGAAUCGAGAACGUACUGUGAACACCCGGAGGCAGCUGGAUAAACUCUCAGAGCUGGAAAUGUCCUCCCUGAAUGCCUCUAUUGCAGUGGCCAAUAUGUCAACCAUACAAGAGAAGAUGAAAAACAAUGAAAAACCUGCUAAAGCAAAAGCAGUGGAAGAUAGGCUGAAACAGCUCGAGCGCUGGAAGGAGCGGAAGGCUCUUGAGAAGGAGAAAGAGAAGAGGGAAAGGGAACGUAAAGGGGUGUUUAAGAUUGGUCUGUAUCAUCCAACGGGAACCAUUACCUCACUACCUGCUGUCCCAGAUGCCUCAGCAAAAAUCCAAGAGAAAAAGGCGAACACGGCUCCAUCCCAAAGUAUUAGAGUCACUCGUUCAAUGAAACAGCAGCAGCAAAUGGAGAAGCCUCUGAAGAUACAAGAUCCAAAUACUGGAGUGAAGAAGGGACAACCUGCUGUGGAAAGAUCAACAAGGACCCGGCUAGCUUCUGCCAAGCCUGCAUCAACUACGACCAAGACCAAAGAAGCACCUGCCGUACGAGCUUUGUCAACCAGAUCUGCCAACAGACCUCCAGUUCCUGUGGUAAAAGGCAAACCUAAGGACAAGACUGCAGUGUCCGAUGCAAGAACCACAAGGAGCCGAGCAAAUCUUAAUCCUGUGGCUCCCCUGUCUGGUGCACAAAGGAACUGUAAAGAAGCAGUCAAUGACACUAUCCAUCAUGCUGUCUCAGAGGAACCUGAGCUGACAGAGCCUGAGAUGCAGGACAUUGAGAAAAGACCUAGUCCUCCCAGCCCGACACCAUGUGCUGAGGAAGAAGACAUGGUGGUGGAUCAAUCUCCAGCCAAGCCUGUUUCUGCUGAUCUCGUCCCAUCGACAUCCUCAUUUGCUCCAGAAGGUUUUCUCUUCCAGGCUCCGACUGGCUUGUCAUCCUUCAAGUUUGAGCCUCUCACACCUCGUUCAGCAGACUCCUUCCUUACACCAAGCUCCAGCUUCAACCUUCCACCAGCCCCCGUAUUCAGUGAUGAACGGAGCGAAUCGUGUCCACCUAAAUCUCCUCUGCGCUCUCCUCUUCAUACCUCUCCCACAGUUGCCCCUCCAAGUCCAGGUGGAUCAGUGGAAACCAAGCACGACGUACCAUAUUUCAGAUCAGAAAUGGCCAAUGAGACAGAGAGACUGAUGAGCUUGUCUCUCCACUGGGAGUCUAAAGUGGAGGAUGAGUCCAUCCCAGAAGAAAUGAGAGAUCGCAUGCGCACAGCUGUUGGCCAAGCACGGCUGUUGAUGAAAGAACGCUUCAACCAAUUCAGCGGUCUGGUGGACGACUGUGAGCUAGGCCGAGGGGAGAAGAUCACCACCUGCACUGACCUGCAGGGGUUCUGGGACAUGGUUUAUUACCAGGUCGAGGAUGUCAACAAGAAGUUUGACGCUCUGAAAGAAGCGGAGGAGCGAGGCUGGGUGGAGGAGCACAAGCCUCCACCACGACAGAAGAAAGUAGUUAAGAAACAGCUAGCAGCAUCUGCCAAGCCUGCAGGAACUAAUGCAGCAGCUAAGGCUCGUCUGGCUGCCGCAAAAGCAGCCAUGAAAGCCAAAAAGCAGGCAGCUGAGGCAGAGAAGGCAGCCGGUGCUGCUAACACUGAAGACUGUCUCGUCUUGAGCUCUCAGAAUCCACACCCACAAGCAGGGGCUCAAAGGCAGGACACAGUGGUCUUUGAUGGAGGCUUCUUCCAGGUGGAGAGCCCAGCUAAACAAUCAGUUAGGAGAUCCAGCCAUUUAAAUGCUGCUGUGCUGCCUGGGGUCUCUCCAUGCUCCACAUAUCUCUCACCUAGAAGGGUCACCCGGCGCUCCCUUGCGUUGGCUCAGACACCUGUUCAACAUGUUCACGCACCCGCACACCUCCGCCUCACUCUCAGACAAACCCCAGAACCAAAGUCUCAGUGCGGCACUCCUCAGGCGACCCAGAGCAGAAGGGACAUCGUGAACAUCUCUAUGGAUUUCUCACCUGUCAAGGAAGUGAUUUCAGAUGACACCCAACCUGACGGAUGCCCUGCACAAGUGUCAGAAAAAGUCUUCACAGACAUUCCCUCUGUUCCACAAGUCCUUCCAGCAAUCCUCGAGCCAGCCGAGGAUGUAACUGUUGAUAACCCUGUCAGUCCAGCAGUUCCAGGCUCUCCGUGCAAACAACCUGCCGUGCCCCCAGCUCCUGAGCCCUCAUCAGCCCCAAGCUUUACACUGUCGCCCUGUGGAACUCCUAGCCAACCUUCCGUCUCUUCAUCUGCUGUGCAGGGCCUAGUGGAGACUCUGUGUCACACACCAGACAGCACAGUCGUCGAGGAAAUUUCUGGACUGGAUUUUGAGAGAUACCUCCAGCCCUCAGACAGAUGCAGCCUGUCACCAAGGGACACAGUUGCAACAGAGACACUGUCACCCAUGGCAGUGGAUGUAGCGAUGGAGAGUCCUAGAAGACAAGCUACGAACUUUCUUACUGAGAAAGAGUCUGCACUGCCAGCGGUGUCUUCGGUGUUAACUCCUCACUCACGACAGGUACAGACAGCAGAGUCUGCCUUGCUUCUCUUCACCCCAGACCUGAAGGACAAGAUACGCCAGUCAGUCUGUCCGAGUGACCUCAUGGUCUUCACCCCUCCUAAUAUUUAGUAAAGAGACUGAAGAAAGUAAAAAA
Haplochromis burtoni (Burton's mouthbrooder) is the source of this 2923-nucleotide messenger RNA. RefSeq names its product discs, large (Drosophila) homolog-associated protein 5 (gene dlgap5). Gene Ontology annotation, cellular component: nucleus; spindle pole centrosome; cytoplasm. NCBI's taxonomy places the organism in Eukaryota, Metazoa, Chordata, Actinopteri, Cichliformes, Cichlidae. The transcript has 19 exons. The record is from RefSeq and is a predicted model, not a curated record. Gene Ontology annotation, biological process: centrosome localization; signaling; chromosome segregation. Gene Ontology annotation, molecular function: microtubule binding. Bases 160 to 2898 code for a protein of 912 amino acids.